AUGAGUCUAAAAGUCUCUCAAGCCACAUCUCGUGUCACCUUCCACGAGCCACUAAUGGCUAGCCACCACCAGCAAUGGAUGACUCGAUACUCUCGAGUUUAUAGGGAUGAGCUCGAGAAACAGAUGAGAUUCGAUGUGUUCAAGAAAAACUUAAAAUUCAUUGAGAACUUCAAUAAGAAUGGGAAUAAGACUUACAAGCUUGGUGUCAACGAGUUUGCGGAUUGGACCGAAGAGGAGUUCAUUGCCACUCACACCGGUCUCAAGGGCAUCAACGAAACUCCAUUCUCCGAAUUUGUCGACGAAAUGAUACCAUCUUGGAAUUGGAACGUCAGUGAUGUCGCCCGUGAGACCAAAGAUUGGAGAUACGAAGGAGCUGUAACACCUGUUAGAUACCAAGGCCAAUGCGGAGGUUGUUGGGCGUUCUCAGCCGUCGCAGCGGUGGAAGGUGUGACAAAGAUUGCUCGAGGCAACCUCGUAUCAUUGUCUGAACAACAGCUUCUAGAUUGCGACAGAGAGCAUAACCACGGUUGCAGCGGCGGGAUAAUGUCAGACGCUUUCACCUACAUAGUCAAAAACCGAGGCAUUACGUCAGAGCAAGCGUACCCUUUUCAAGAAAGAGAGAGCGUGUGCCGGUACAACGGGAGACCAGCCGCAUCGAUCCGAGGGUUCCAGACCGUUCCAAGCAACAACGAGCGUGCGUUGCUAGAGGCGGUUUCGAGACAGCCUGUCUCAGUGUCCAUUGACGCAGAUGGACCCGGUUUCAUGCAUUACUCAGGGGGAGUGUACGAUGAGCCGUACUGUGGGAUCAACGUGAAUCAUGCAGUGACGUUCGUAGGGUACGGGACGAGCCCAGAAGGGAUCAAGUAUUGGCUGGCUAAGAACUCUUGGGGUGAGACUUGGGGAGAGAAUGGUUACAUUAGGAUCCGUAGAGAUGUCGAGUGGCCUCAAGGCAUGUGUGGUGUGGCUCAGUAUUGUUUUUAUCCGGUUGCAUAA
Molecule: messenger RNA, 993 nt
Organism: Microthlaspi erraticum
Lineage: Eukaryota; Viridiplantae; Streptophyta; Magnoliopsida; Brassicales; Brassicaceae
Source: the annotation of a GenBank genome assembly